This is a messenger RNA of Paramacrobiotus metropolitanus, 1877 nucleotides long. Its product is annotated as elongation factor 1-alpha-like. The record is from RefSeq and is a predicted model, not a curated record. Gene Ontology annotation, molecular function: GTPase activity; translation elongation factor activity; GTP binding. NCBI's taxonomy places the organism in Eukaryota, Metazoa, Tardigrada, Eutardigrada, Parachela, Macrobiotidae. Gene Ontology annotation, biological process: translation; translational elongation.
CCUUGCUUCACUGGCUGGCACGUCUUUCCAUUUUAGUCGGCGUUUGCCUCUGCUACGAGCUACAUCAACUGCGUGUGAAGCGAACUUCAUCGGUUUUCUGUCUUCCUUCCAAAAAAAAGUUCCCGAAAUCUACUCAGAUCCAAAAUGGGUAAAGAGAAAGUUCAUAUCAACAUCGUCGUCAUCGGACACGUCGAUUCCGGAAAGUCCACCACCACCGGACAUCUUAUCUACAAAUGCGGUGGUAUCGACAAGCGUACCAUUGAAAAGUUCGAGAAGGAAGCUCAGGAAAUGGGUAAAGGUUCCUUCAAGUAUGCCUGGGUGUUGGACAAACUCAAGCAGGAACGUGAACGCGGUAUCACCAUCGAUAUCGCUCUCUGGAAAUUCGAAACACCAAAAUACUACAUCACCAUCAUCGAUGCCCCAGGCCAUCGUGAUUUCAUCAAGAACAUGAUUACCGGAACAUCUCAGGCUGAUGUGGCCGUCUUGGUGACGCCUGCCAGUCCUGGUGAGUUCGAAGCCGGCAUUUCCAAGAACGGACAGACCCGCGAGCACGCUCUGUUGGCCUACACCCUGGGUGUCAAGCAGAUGAUCGUGGCCGUUAACAAGAUGGAUUCCUCCGAGCCUCCCUUCUCGGAAGAGCGAUUCAACGAAAUCGUCAAGGAAGUCCAGAGCUACAUCAAGAAGAUCGGUUACAAUCCCAAGCAGGUCCCCUUCGUCCCCAUCUCCGGAUGGCACGGAGAUAACAUGUUGGAGCCCAGCGACAGGAUGCCCUGGUACAAGGGAUGGGAGGUUGAGCGCGACGGAAAGACUAUCAACGGCAAGACCCUGCUGGAAGCCCUUGACCAAGUGCAGCCGCCGUCUCGCCCCACUGACAAGCCCCUCCGUCUGCUGCAGGACGUGUACAAGAUUGGUGGUAUCGGUACAGUGCCCGUCGGACGUGUUGAGACCGGCCUGAAACCUGGCAUGGUCGUCGUUUUUGCCCCCACUGGUCUGACCACUGAAGUUAAGUCUGUCGAGAUGCACCACGAAGCCCUCCAGGAAGCCGUGCCUGGUGACAACGUUGGUUUCAACAUUAAGAACGUGUCCGUGAAGGAAAUCCGCCGAGGUUUCGUGGCCGGUGACACCAAGAACGAUCCCCCCAAGGAAACCGCCUCCUUCAAUGCUCAGGUGAUCGUGCUGAACCACCCUGGAGAGAUCCGCAACGGAUACACGCCAGUGUUGGAUUGCCACACCGCGCACAUCGCCUGCAAGUUUAACGAAAUCAAGGAGAAAUGUGAUCGCCGUACCGGCAAGGCCACCGAGGAAGCCCCCAAAGCCAUUAAGUCUGGUGAUGCCGCCAUCAUAAACCUUAUACCUACCAAACCUUUGUGCGUCGAAGCUUUCUCAGACUAUCCUCCCCUUGGUCGUUUUGCCGUGCGAGACAUGAGGCAGACGGUCGCUGUGGGUGUGAUCAAGGAGGUCCAGAAGAAGGAAGCCUCGAGUGGCAAAGUAACGAAGGCCGCCGAAAAAGCCACUGGAAAGAAGAAAUAAGUGUGUGCUGCGCUGUUUUAAUAACGUCUCUGGCAGUUUAAUCAGUUGUAGUAAUUUCUUGUGCAUGAGCUGUCUUGGAUGGGCUUUACUACGGAUCGGAUGCCACAUCUCUUUUUGUACGCGGUUUUCUUACACACACGUUCGUUAUAUUCCAGCGUUUUGUUUUGACAUGGCAAGGUUAUGCGCGUAUAAAACGUUACACUGUUGUAUACGACUGGAUGCGGCUUGUUUGAUUCAGCUCCUGUGCUUUUUUAAAUUUUUCGAUCCAGGUGCUGCUGCACGGUAUCGAUCAUUCUCGUGGAUGAUGCCGGUAGCGGUAGUCUGUUUCAUAAAAAAACGCUUACCUA